Molecule: messenger RNA, 1509 nt
Organism: Penicillium argentinense
Lineage: Eukaryota; Fungi; Ascomycota; Eurotiomycetes; Eurotiales; Aspergillaceae
Product: bestrophin family protein
Exons: 7
Coding region: 1-1509 (502 amino acids)
Molecular function (GO): chloride channel activity
Source: RefSeq, a predicted model, not a curated record
AUGUCAGAAGCAGGGGACUCCACCCCAGCCGGCUGCGGUCGCUCUGUUCCCACGCGAAUCCCUGCCCCGACCGAAGCGCACCAUCUCGACGACUAUGACCGAUUGACUCCGCCCUUCACUGACUCGAAAGAAGGAGGCUCGAUGGGAAGAGCCUCCCGACGGCCGAGCUUCAUGGACCACUUGGCCGACUCGCGGGAGUCGCAAUUCCACGUUCAGGAUAGAACUGAGCUACAGAGAUACUUUCAUGGGCCCCGCAACAUGACGCAACACUCGAAGUGGCCGAUCGUGAUGCGGGUCAAGGGGAGCAUCAUGCCCCAGAUGAUCAUCCCAUUGUUGAUUGUGGGAGGCUGGUCAACCCUUAUCACUUGCAUGUCUCAUUUCUGUCAUAACCCUUGUCUUGGCGAUGCAAUAGUUGGGAUCAACAAUAUCUUGCUUACCGUGCUGGGGUUCGUCGUGGGUUUGUCAUUGUCAUUCAGGGGCUCUACUGCAUAUGAAAGAUGGGCAGACGGGCGCAAGUACUGGGCUUUGCUGGUGCAAACAUCACGCAACCUGGCUCGGGUCAUUUGGGUGCAUAUCGACGAACGCGAAGAAGAGGGUAAUGUUGAUCUUCUGCGAAAGUUAUCGGCCCUAAACCUUAUUCUUGCCUUCGCGGUUGCUCUCAAGCACAAACUCCGGUUCGAGCCCGACGUUGCCUAUGGAGACCUCGCAGGCCUGAUUGGCCAUCUGGAUACGUUCGCCCUCGACGCCCAUGACCGGAACAUUCUCAAUCCCCAGUCGAAGACCCCCUGGAAGUCUGUUGGGGAAUACUUGAGUUUAUCUUUCGCCAAGUCCAACCCACGCAAGUUGAUCAAACAGUCAAAGAAACCGCUAGGACAUCUUCCGGUUGAGAUUCUUGUCCAUUUGUCUGCAUAUAUUGAUUCGUGCGUCAAGAAUGGCACUUUGUCCUUGGCCCAGUUCCAGGGACAGGCGAUGACUUUGAUCUCUUCGCUCAACGAGAUUCUUGCUGGUACAGAACGAGUGCUGGAUACUCCUCUGCCCGCUGCGUAUAGUAUCGCCAUCGCCCAGAUCUCUUGGAUCUAUGUUAUGCUUCUCCCUUUCCAGCUAUACAACUUUCUUCAUUGGACUACUAUUCCCGCAUCCAUGGUUGCCGCGUACAUCAUCAUUGGUCUCCUGACUAUUGGAAGCGAGAUCGAGAACCCCUUCGGCCAAGAUGUAAACGAUCUCCCGCUCACCACGUACUGUCGUCAGAUUGCAAAGGAGCUUGAUAUCAUCACAGCCUCCCCGUCUCCAGAUGUGGAAGACUUCAUGACUCGUCCGGAGAACCUGGUACUAUUUCCACUGAGUCAGGAUGGAUAUCCAAUAUGGAAGGACCGCAACAGAAAAGACAUACACGCUGCGCUCCGUGCCAAAUUCGUCUCCAGUCCAAGCAAGAAUCCCGCUGUGGCUGGGUCGAAUGCUUCGACUAGGUCGAUGAGUAUUUCGAGGAGACGGACUAUGGAGUCGGUCUAA